Messenger RNA from Rhizopus microsporus ATCC 52813, 726 nucleotides. Its product is annotated as thioredoxin-like protein. Gene Ontology annotation, biological process: L-phenylalanine catabolic process; glutathione metabolic process. NCBI's taxonomy places the organism in Eukaryota, Fungi, Mucoromycota, Mucoromycetes, Mucorales, Rhizopodaceae. The record is from RefSeq and is a predicted model, not a curated record. Gene Ontology annotation, molecular function: glutathione transferase activity; maleylacetoacetate isomerase activity. Gene Ontology annotation, cellular component: cytoplasm. Bases 1 to 726 code for a protein of 241 amino acids. The transcript has 5 exons.
AUGGUUGAAACUGGAAAUACGGAUCACUCAAUAUCUGAACAGCUACAAAAUGAUUGCUCAUUAAAAGAAGAGCAAAUUCCAACUCUGUAUGGUUCUUACAUUGAUGAAGCUUCUUGGAGAGUACGAAUUGCUUUGGAAUGGAAAGGCAUCGAUUAUAAACAGGAAUCCAUAGACAUUGAUCAUGGAGAGCACCUGUCAAGUCGCUUUUACAAGCUGAAUCCAUGCAAGAAACUACCUUGUUACAUGACAAGAACCGGGAAAAUAUUAACACAGAGUUUGGCUAUUAUUGAGUAUUUGGAGCUCAAUUAUCCACAACGACCCAUGUGGCCUAAAGCAAUCUACCAUAGAGCCAAGGCUAUAGCCAUUACUCAAGAUAUUUGCGAUAUUCAAACCUCAGAAAUCAAAAAGUACUUGAAUAUGAUCGAUAUGGAUCCAAAUCAAAGACAAGAAACUAUACGCAGAGUAAUAGAAGGAGCCUUGGCAGGACUAGAGAAAAAGAUAAAAUGUAGCUCUGGCACGUACUGCAUAGGGGAUCAUAUUAGUGUUGCUGACUUCUUCCUUGUACCUCUGCAUUUUACUGUCACCAAAAAAUUUGGCAUCGACAUGAAACAGUUUCCAUAUAUUACUAGAAUUCGAAAUACACUCAUGACUUUGUCCGAAUUCAAGAAUACGCACCCAUACAAUCAGCCUGACUGUCCUGAGGAGCUUCGAGGCUCUGAGCUGUAA